Messenger RNA from Ophidiomyces ophidiicola, 1062 nucleotides. RefSeq lists its product as uncharacterized. NCBI's taxonomy places the organism in Eukaryota, Fungi, Ascomycota, Eurotiomycetes, Onygenales, Onygenaceae. The transcript has 2 exons. Bases 1 to 1062 code for a protein of 353 amino acids. The record is from RefSeq and is a predicted model, not a curated record. Gene Ontology annotation, cellular component: mitochondrion. Gene Ontology annotation, molecular function: (3R)-hydroxyacyl-[acyl-carrier-protein] dehydratase activity.
AUGCAUUUAUUCAGAUGCUCCCCGCGAUCUUUCUUCUCAAGCCGCUUUUCGUCGUCCGCCGCCUACGCUCCCUCGGCGUCGACAAUUGCAAAUAGAUUCCUGACAAAAUGUCAGGCCGCCGGACCUCAAACUCGAACACAGGCCCUUGAUGCUAAUCAGCUUCAGCUUUUCUCCUUGACACUCAACCGGAACCACCUCUACUCCAAUACUCCGGCUCUAUCCAAUGCUCCCGCACCACCAGUCGGAACACCGGUUCCACCCGGGUAUCAUCUUGUGUACUUCACGCCUGCUUUUCUAGAAAGUGAGUUAGGCUCCGACGGGACCGAUGUAUCGUAUAAUCCGGAUGCACCUUUUACAAGGCGGAUGUGGGCCGGUGGGGAGGUUCAAUGGCCAAGAGCACCAGAUGGCAGAUUGAAUCUACUACGAGUCGGGCAAGAAGUACGAGAGAUGACGAAGUUUCUUAGUGCCGAAGCAAAGGUGAUUAAGAAAACCGGGGAAGAGAUGAUCAUUGUUGGUUUGGAGAAAGUCUUUGAAAACGAACAUGGCGUCGCCCUUACUGAUAGACGCAGUUGGGUAUUUCGACCUGCACUAAAAGUACCAAGCCCGAGCGAAGAGCCUCGUUCAUACCCUCCGCUCUUGACAUCCAAGCCUCCAGCGCCCCCUUCCCCGUCUUCUCCCACCACCAAGGUGUACACUCGAAAUCUCCGCCAGACUCCAGAGUCUCUUUUCCGGAUGUCAGCCCUAACAUUCAAUGGACACAAGAUACACUACUCAGUGCCAUGGGCACGUGAAGUCGAGGGCCACCGGGGCCUUGUUGUCCACGGCCCGCUGAACCUAGUAUCAAUUCUGGAUUUUUGGCGAGAUGCCCAGGAACACGGCAAUGCCAACCCGGAGGACAUGUUGCCUUUGAGCAUCAGCUAUAGGGCCACCAACCCCUUGUACGCGGGAGAGGAAUACCAGAUUUGCCUAGAAAUGGACGGAGAAUAUUCCAAGGCAAAUAUAUACAAUGCAGAGGGCGUUGUCUGCAUGAAGGCAGAAAUCAAAGGUCCAAAAAUAGACUAA